Carica papaya (papaya) is the source of this 2584-nucleotide messenger RNA. The record is from RefSeq and is a predicted model, not a curated record. Lineage: Eukaryota; Viridiplantae; Streptophyta; Magnoliopsida; Brassicales; Caricaceae.
ACAAAUAUCACCCUCGACCUUCGUGCAUCUAAUCUUCCUUUUUUCGGUUACUUCUUUUCAAUCAUUCACUUCUUGCUAAAUGUUAAAGGUCAGUUGAUUCCUCCAACGUGUGGGGUUUUUGUUUUUUAAAUAAGUUUAUCAACUUUCUUUUGAAUUUUGCACCUUUGACCGCAUUACUUUACUGUGAUAUAAUGAAUAAAGGGCUAUUAUCCCAUUUCACCAAAAUACCAACUUCCCCCGCGCUCUAUUCUCUCUCCCGUAUGCACAUCUAAUGCAGACAGACCAGCAAAUGCCUUUCCGGAGGAUGAUCCUAUCUGUAACUGUAAGAUUCUGGCCGCCUUCUUGCCUGUUCGAAACCAGACGCCCGAUAUCAACCCCACCUCCCCACUUAUUACUCCGUACUUUGUUAAAGCGCUGUUCCAACCUCAAAACCUUACACCAAGUCCAUGCCUUCAUGCUCCCGCGAGCUCUCCACCAUGAUGUUUCCCUCCUCAGCUUCUUCAUCGACGCUUGCUCCUUUCUGGGUUUCUUCGUUUACGCUUACUCCGUCUUCCUCCGUGCGCCUCACCCCAAUACCUUUCUCUACAACACCAUGAUCAGGUUUCUCUCUCGCUCUGACUCUAUCGUGGAGGCUAUCCUUCUCUACAAAAAACUUCGAGCUCACGGCUUGCCACCCGACACCUACACGUUUCCUUUUGUGCUCAAGGUUGUUACCCGGUUAUCCGCCAUCAGAUGGGGCACCCAGAUUCACUGCCAAACGCUGCUUACUGGCCUGGACUACGAUGUUCACGUGGUCAUAGCUCUUGUACAGAUGUACUCGUCCUGUGGGUGUCUCGGGGAUGCGCACCAACUGUUUGAUGGAGUGAACUUCAGAAAUGUGGCUCUCUGGAAUGCAAUGAUUGCCGGUUACGCCAAGGUUGGUGAGGUGGACAAAGCCCGAGGUUUGCUGGAGCACAUGCCGCAAUGUCACAGGAAUGUCAUUUCAUGGACUUGUGUCAUCGCUGGAUAUGCCCAGAUGGAUCGACCAAAUGAAGCAAUAGAGGUCUUUCGGAGAAUGCAGCUUGAGAAUGUGGAGCCUGAUGAGAUAGCCAUGCUGGCUGUCCUCUCUGCUUGUGCGGAUUUGGGUGCCCUCCAGUUGGGGGAAUGGGUUCAUAAUUAUGUCGGCAACCGCGGCUUGAAUCAAACAGUUCCUCUUAAGAACGCCCUUAUAGACAUGUAUGCGAAGUCGGGAAAAAUAGGAAAGGCUUUCCAAAUAUUUGAGGAUAUGAAGAAUAAAAGUGUUGUAACUUGGACUACCAUGAUUUCUGGAUUUGCCCUGCAUGGGCUUGGAAGGGAAGCAAUUGAAAUGUUCUCCCGUAUGCAAAGAGAUGGUGUUAAACCAAAUGACAUCACUUUCAUUGCCAUCCUUUCUGCAUGCGCCCAUGUCGGAUUGGUUAAGCUGUGUGUCUGGUGCUUCAACACCAUGAGAUCAACUUAUGGGAUUAAACCAAAGGUUGAACACUAUGGCUGCCUGAUUGACUCACUUGGUCGUGCUGGUUUUCUUCAUGAAGCACAAGAACUAGUUAGGAGGAUGCCCUUUGAGGCCAAUGCUGCGGUAUGGGGAUCCCUUCUUGCUGCUUCUAAUAUUCAUCGGGACCUUGAGCUUGGGGUCUGUGCUCUGCAGCAUCUAAUUAAAUUAGAGCCUUACAAUAGUGGAAAUUAUGUGCUUUUAUGCAACAUGUAUUCCUCACUUGGAAGGUGGGAUGAAUCUAGGACGGCAAGGAAGAUGAUGAGGGACAAAGAUGUUAAGAAGAUGCCAGGAGGCAGUUUUAUUGAACUGAAUAACAGAGUUUACGAAUUCAUUGCAGGAGACACAUCACAUCCGCAGUUCAGUAUGAUAGAGGAACUACUAUUUGGGGUUGAUGGGAAACUAAAAAUGAUUGAGUAUCCACAGAGGGACAGUGUUGGAUCAUAUGAAUUUGACAUGGUAUAGGACAUUGCUCUGCCUCUAACAUCUCUAUUUCUGGUUUCUGACCAGCCUUGAGUACCAUGAUGAUAAAUGCAACAGUACUAUGUGCUAUGCUGUCAUUCCAUUGACAAGUCCUAGCUGUGUAUGUUACCUCAAGCAUCCCAUUCUUUUCAAACUGAAGGUAGCAGGUGGAGCUCCACUCACAUGUUAAACCAGAGAGUUCCUCUGUUGAGAUGGAAGCAAAGAGAGAAUGUGUUACAACAUAAAGAUUCAUGAUUUGUGUGUAAGAUUGUUGGUGUUGAGUGAGAGGACGAUGGCAGAUUUGUAGCAAUAUCAAAAACUGAUUUGAUCCAAGAAGAUGUUAGAUGUGUCUUCAAUCCCAGUAAAGAAUUAAGGGUUUCACCAAGGUUCUUGACAGAUGGAUUUCAGCGUGUCUCUGGGUUCAGCAUGUUGUGAUGAAGUAUACAGACAAGAAACAGUUAGCCGUUUCAUUUGUUGUGCAAUAUUUUUGCAAUUAUCCUCCUUAAAGAAAAAGGAAAAGAAAAGAAAAGCAGAGAGAAGUGUCUGUACCAUGAAUCUGGCUUAGCAAUUCAAAGCUCCUCCACCAGCACCAGCACCACCACCAGCACUAGGAAA